CACUGUACAGUGUGCAUGCAGUAGAGAACGUUGGGUGGUCAUUCGACAUGGAAUUCAAAUUACGUAUGGCACCGGGCGGAUUACGAUACGAAAAUCUAACGAGCCGCCAAAGGAGACGCGCGCGGUUCUUGCGCGGACUCCGCCGGCUGCAGUUGAUCGAAUGCGGGAAUCGAUUGGAGCUCGGAUUCUGUGAACACAGCAAAAGUGGCAGGCUGCUGCAGGUCGUACGAUCCGGAAAAGUGUGUCAGAAUUGUUUCGGCGCGUUUCUUGGACUCCCAGAUGUGGGCUGCAUGAGCGAAUCUUACAGUUACAGAGUAUCGAUCGCGUCGCGUUGAGAUGGAAGCGAUUGGCGAUGGGAAUUGGGAUUUCUAUCGUUCACGUGUGAACUCAUGCACGAAAUGUUGGUUUAGUCUGUUUGAUAGACGCAAGAAAGAGGGCAGUUUACAUUCCUUUGCGAUGAUGCACUUGAGUGUCAGUACAGGUUGGUUGAAACUCAUGUAAUCUUCGGAAGCCGAUCCGGCCGUAAGUCUGGAAAGAGCACUAUACCAAGAAGCUUGGAACACGGGGCUAAGGGAGGAAUGCGCGAAUUUGCAAUCGUCAGCCAAGUACAUCGUACAGAAGAUACUUCUUCGUGGACGAGUCGACGCGCAAGAGAGUACCGAAAAGGCGAACGAUGACAUCUAUUCAACGAGAACUUCUUGUCGAAACUCCGUCGAGGCAAGAACCGUCUACUCAACGACUUAUAAGGGCUGUGCCAGAUGAUAUUCGUUUUUCAGAAUCCGUGAUAUCGAGUCACUGCAGCUUGCCAUUCGAGGGUUUGACGUUGCAGGAGGCUGUUGAACUUGUUAGGAGCGGAGAAAUGGACAAAAGUGAUUUCCCCAUAAUGAAGGUACUCUCAGUAGAGAACCAACUCUGGUCUCUUGAUAACGAGACUUUGUGGGUCUUAAGAAAAGCCAGAGUGAUAUCGGUGAUUGUGAACAUAGUGGGUCUAUUUACAGAUCCCAUGAAAAGUCCGUUCUAUGUUGAGAAUUUGUACCCGCAUAUGUCACUCUAUCAGUUUUUUCCUCGAUUGAGGAGGCAGGACGAUGUCGAAACCUCGUCGAUAAACGACUGGAAGCUCGGCAUGGAUGCUCAACAUUCUUCACGAAGUCAUCCGCCCCUAAGGGAGUUGUAUACCAAGGUUCCAAAUCUCUGCAAGGAUUCGGCUGACUAUAACAUUGCCUCACAAGAGAAGCGAAGGAGAAAAUGUGCUUCAAGGUUGAUGGCGGCCCCAGUUGUAACUCCGAACGACUUUCAGACGUGCUCGGGCUGGGUAAGGAAAUCCACCGAUAAUGAUCGUGGCUUUGCAGAUGGCUACCAUAGAGUGGACUCAAAGGCUGCACGGGCGUCCUCCAUGGGUCAUCAGUUGUCUGGACGAAAUGUGUCCUCGCCGCUUAUGUCCAAUUCUGGUUAUUAUUCUUCACUGAGAAAUGGUUCAUCUAGUCAUCGAGGAGAGAAGAGGCCUUCGUACACGCUUUCAGGUGAACGACUGGCUGGACCCGCCUCUACUUCUGAUUAUCUACGUCCCAGACAGGAGUUAAUUUCGAUUUCUCCUGCAUCAGAUUUUCAGUCGUCAAAUAGGAUUGAUCGAUAUGUGCAUCCAGCAAAAAGGCAAGGUUUUGUUCCUUUCUCAAGUCGUCCAGAUUCGCUAUCAGCGUGUCCACCUUUGGGCCUGAAUUCCUUGUUCAACACUGGAUCCUCCGAAACGGACUCUCCUCCUCCUGGUCAACGAACUGAAGUGGAGUCACCACCUGAGACAUUCCCUUUUAUUCCUCUUGUGGAUGUUCCAAUUUCUGUACGAGGACCAUCUCAUUCACCUUGUGAUUCCCCUAGUUUGCAAUCUUCAUGCGGCAGCCGUCAUCAACGGACAACUACCUCUGAGCCGAUGCCUCAUCAGUCACCCUCUAAAGAAAUGAGUUUGUAUCCAGGAGUUUCCGAAUUUUCACCUCUUCUUUCAACACAUGAGAAGUUAUCUGGAACACCAAGCACUUCACUGAAGACCUCUACAGGAAUUGUUGAUGAAAUCAAACAGCCGACUACAACGGUGGUGAAGAGAAAGAGGGGAAGGCCACGAAAAGUACCAUUGCCGCAAGCACCAGCAUCCAUUCAUUCUGUUGUAGAAUGCCAAUCUUCUAGGUCGACGGAGAAAAGGAGAAGGAAAAAAGGGAGUGAUAGUGAUGACUCUGAUAGAGAUCAGGAAUUCAGGAUCCCGCCGCACGUGAAGAAAGUUUUGCCCCUAGAGAUCUUGCCUUUGCGACGAACCACUAGGUCGAGGUCUUCUGCCAGUAAUGUGGACAAGCAAGGAGAUGCAAGUUGCACAGAUUUCAAAAGUGAUGACUGUGGUGAAUCUCCUGAAAGGAUUGACGAAGGCAAGUUUGUGCUUGACGGUCAGGAGCAGAGCCAUUAUGGACAAUCUGGGGACAUUCACAAUGAAACUGAACAGAUGUUGGUAGUUGAGAAUUGGUUGGAAGGUGCAACAGAACCUUUCAAUGUAGAGAUAGGACCAUUCGAGAAUAACGAGCAACCAGCUUUAGAGACACAGCCUUCACAGUUGGGGUAUGCGAAUUCACAUGAGCAGCAAGAUCUUUUAGGUGCUAGUGAAAAGACUGGAGAGCUUGUUGUGUACACAUCCGAAAAGGAGGUGGCGCAUGACAGUAUUUGCAUGACAGCCUCAGGGGAGUUCGAUGAGAAAGGAGGCUAUCUUGACAAGAAAGACGAAUCACUACAGACUCUAAGCUCUGGAUCAGCUAUUGCAGAGACAGGAGAGAGAAGUAAUUAUGAUGAUGUGGGUCUACCUGGGCAGGUCGACAAAGCUGUUGGCGACAACGGAGUGCUUAGUGGAGUCUUACUAGGAACUCACUACAACGGAGAAGUUGUAAAGAGAAAGGAAGAAGAUACAGUCGUUGAGUGUAAUGAUGGGAUGACAAAAAAUUAUCCGAAGAGUAUUUGGAGACUCGAAAUUGGUCCUAAUGGCGAAAGUUUGAUAGUCUUCCCCGAUUGACCCAUCAGAGAUUUUGCUCUUUCCUAAGCUUUGGAGGGUUCUGCUUUCUAUUAUCAGUCAGUCUGGGACGAUGGUCUUGUACAUAAGCAGGCACUGAUUUCGUCAUUAAACGUCAAGAUGUGAGCGAGUGCUCCACGUAAGACAAUGAAAGACAGUAGACAGUAAUAACAAGUGUUUCACUUCUUUUCUUUUCUUUUCUUUGUGGCUUAUCAAGUAGGGAGCGAUAAGGGAGCGGGAAAACUGAUUAAUUUACUUGAUCUAAGAGUAGAAUGUGUUCCGGGUACCACUGCUAGCACGGGCCAGACAGUCGGAACAAGCGGAUCCAAGGAGAUCACAACAAUGGCAGUUUACAAGGGGGCCAAGUCAAGCUGAGUAUAUUCAUUGUGUUGUGUACAUAGGUGGAAGUCAAUACUACGUGUACAUUUGUACGGAAAUAUUCGACAUAGUUACCAGACGAGAUAAAGAAUCUUGAAUAUGAAAAAACAUUCUUUUUAUAAUCUGAAUACCCAUCGGGAACUAAAUGG
Marchantia polymorpha subsp. ruderalis is the source of this 3564-nucleotide messenger RNA. The record is from the annotation of a GenBank genome assembly. Lineage: Eukaryota; Viridiplantae; Streptophyta; Marchantiopsida; Marchantiales; Marchantiaceae.